GUGGAAAUGAAUUUGUCUAUACGGACAGUACUUACUUCUUUGAUUAUACCAUUUUAAAAGUAUUUCUCAAGAUCUUGGAUGAAAUUCAACCAUUAACAUAUGAGUUAGAAGCAUGGUCUGAUUUCUUAUCAACAAAAUCCACAAAACACUUCAUAACACAAGAAAUCUCAACAUUAGAAAAAGCACAACUAACAAUUCUAAAGGAGCUUUAUUCUCUCGAUAAUCCCAAAUUAAAUGUUUUAAUAUUAAAUAAUUCAAAAUUUUAUCACAUGGGAACCAUGUUUGAAUAUUUAAAUGAAUGUUGUAUGAAUCCUCAAUUUAAACAUCAAUUAGGAAUUGUAACAUUUAGUUCAGGAGAAUCGUUAGAUAAGAAAACUUCAAAUAAAGGAAAUAUUUGUAUAAUAAAUAGUGAGAUAAAUGAAAAUACAGUAUUAUUUGAAGAUUCUGCUCCUAUAAUCUUAGAUAAUGUUAAAAUUUAUAAAACUUUUGCUGAAGAAAAUAAGGUCAUAAUUGGAGGAUGGAGUAUAUUAAAUAACAUUGAAUUAAAUACAUCAAAUUUAAUGUUAAAAGAAAUUAGAAUACCAAAUCAUACAUGUAUGUUUACUUUACAUUUAAAAAAAAUCUUAACCUCUAAAACUUCUUCUGUUUUUAAUAAGAAAGAAGGUUAUGUUACAUUUAUCUUUGGUAUAAAUGAUGAUAUGAAAGCAAAGUAUUCUUUUAAUUCUUUAAUUAUUUAUCAAAAUAUACUUGUACAUAAAAUCAUUCUUUCACAAUAUUAUAAAUAUAUAAAUUUACAAGAACAACUACCACCUAAAUUAGCAUUAUGGAAUACUCCUAUAUUUCCUAUGACUAAAACUAAAGAACAAUCUAUUAAAUUAGCUAUACAAAUGUUAGAAAAAAUAAAAAAAGCAAAAUAUAUGUUUGAAAAUAAUAUUGCAGAAGAAGAUAAAGAAAUAUAUAAAGAAGAUGAUAGAGAAAAUGAUGAAAUUAUUAUGUUUAUAUCACUAAAAAUGAGUGUUGAAAUAAUGAAAAUAUUAUAA
Messenger RNA from Funneliformis caledonium, 1040 nucleotides. NCBI's taxonomy places the organism in Eukaryota, Fungi, Glomeromycota, Glomeromycetes, Glomerales, Glomeraceae. The record is from the annotation of a GenBank genome assembly.